AUCAGUUUUUCUGUUUUUCAAUAAAAAUAACGUUAUGACCAACAAUAACGACCCAAAAUGCGUUGUGAUCGAAGAGCCAGAUGAUGUUCCAGUGAAACCUCCGAAGAUAUUUGAUUUCACCGAUUGGCCGUUUGAGAUUCCAGAUAUUUUUAAGAGAAAAGAGCUCUCUUACAAUUACAAUUAUGACUUGGCAACAUCAAAAAGUUUAAUGAUUGUCAGAAUGAUAUUUAAAUGGCGUGGAUCUUUAUGGCAAGCUGUGUACAAAGAGUUGAUUGUUUGGAUAUGUGCAUACUCUUUGGUUUCAGUUAUUUAUCGAUUUGCAUUGACGAGGAGUCAGAAAGAUAUUUUCGAACGUUUUGGGGAAUAUUGUGAUGCACGAAUGGGAUACCUUCCACUCAAUUUUGUACUCGGAUUCUUCUGUAACAUAAUUAUUCGGAGAUGGUUAAAACUAUAUACAAGUCUUGGAAAUAUUGACAAUAUUGCACUAUUUGUUUCUGCAUAUGUUCGUGGAACUGAUGAUAGAGCACGACAGAUUAGAAGAAAUAUAAUAAGAUAUUGUGUCAUUUCCCAAUGCCUUGUAUUUCGUGACAUUCAUGUUGGAGUUCGUCGUCGUUUCCCGACACUUGAAGCAGUGGCUCAGGCAGGAAUCAUGUUACCUCAUGAACUUGAAAAAUUCAAUUCAAUAAAAUCAAGAUAUCAAAAGUAUUGGGUCAGCUUCAAUUGGGCUCUCGAACUAUUAAAUGUUGCAAAAACUGAGAAAAGUAUUGAUGGAGACAAUGCAAGAAAUGCUAUAGCACAGGAAAUCAGCAAGUUCAGAAGUGCUCUGACAACUGUUUCUAUGUAUGAUUGGGUACCAAUUCCAUUAAUGUACCCACAACUUGUUAAUAUGGCUGUACAUACAUACUUUUUCCUUUGCAUAUUCACAAGACAAUUCUUCAUUUCUGCUGAUGCUCACAAUAAGACUGAAGUUGAUCUUUAUAUUCCAUUUAUGACAAUCAUCGAAUUCAUUUUCUAUAUGGGAUGGUUAAAAGUUGCAAUGGAAUUACUCAAUCCAUUUGGAGAAGAUGCUGAUGAUUUUGAUUGUAAUUUACUUAUUGAUCGAAAUCUUGCAAUUGGAUUGACAUCUGUGGAUGAUGCUUACGAUCAACUUCCAGAAGUUAAACCUGAUGUAUUUACUGGAGGAUCAGUUAAACCAUUGGAUUCAGAUGAUACUAGAAGUCUUAAAUAUCACUUUGGAAGUGCAGCGCAAAUGGAAGAGAUAUCAUAUUUGAAAAAAGAAGAAAAUAAAAUGAUUGCUGCUGGCAAGAAGCCGAACAAGUUGAAGCUUUGGGUGAAAAGUGUGAGGAGAAAGAGAUUCGAAACUUCAGCUACACAACCUUCAUUCCCAAUUCCAUAACUUUUUUGUUCUCUUGAAAAAAAAUUCUUUAAAAAAAUCCAAAACUUAUUCCCAAAAACGGGUUCUAAUUUAAGAAUUUAAUCAAUAAACAAUGUUCUUGUAACAAAU
Messenger RNA from Caenorhabditis elegans, 1504 nucleotides. RefSeq names its product Bestrophin homolog 5 (gene best-5). The transcript is spliced from 8 exons. The record is from RefSeq and is marked reviewed. Gene Ontology annotation, cellular component: plasma membrane. Gene Ontology annotation, molecular function: chloride channel activity. NCBI's taxonomy places the organism in Eukaryota, Metazoa, Nematoda, Chromadorea, Rhabditida, Rhabditidae. The coding region runs from base 35 to 1396 and encodes 453 amino acids. Gene Ontology annotation, biological process: transmembrane transport.